AGAAAAACUCGAAUAGGAUAUGAGGCUGGACACAGUAGAAACCUUCUCCCUCUCAAUAUUGGCAAAUGUAGGGUGCGAAUAGUAAACAUCAGUGAUGCUCUACUCAUCCCAUAGUUUCUAUAUGAUAACAGUACCAUAAUUUCAGUUUCUAGAAAGGGAGCGGACCUCGCUCUGUGUUGUAUUCCAGGUGCCUCUUCCCACUGGUAUCAUGAAGCAACAAAGUAUACCAUAAACUGGGGUUUCUUCCCAGAAUAUUACGUAGCAUUUAGAACGGCUUUCAUUGUUUACUCGAUAGCUCACCCGGAGAAGCACAUCUGCACAAUAUCUUCCAACCUUGAGAACGAGAUUGCCUUCUUGAAACGUGUUUAAAGAAUGGAAAGUAAGGUGUUGGAAUCAAAAAAUAAAGUAUACAUACCUCGUCUGAAAGCUUUAUAUUUGCAAUUUGUGAAACACAGAAGGAUUAAGGAGAUAUAAACGUUAUGUGUCGUACCACUGACAAUCUUUUUCAUCACGAAAGAUCGGUUAUGCAUUUUAGUACUAAUUUGUACUUAUGAAGACUUCUAUUUAUUCCAAAACACGAAAUAGCCCGUACAAAAUCCGUGCAAACACUUCGUUUCCGUAAUAAAUCAACUUCGCAAUUUCUUACCAGAAAUGACUGCGAUUUCGUCUUUAAGAAAGUUUUUAAAAGGAAAGUUCAAUGUUUACUUUAGUUCUGUAGGUACUGGGGGUGUUCAUCUUUACAAUUUAUUGACUAGGUUUUCCCCUUCAGUAACAAGAGAAGCAUAGUAAGAAUCAUAUUUUCUCAUCAUUAAGAACGCUCUCUUCUAAUAAAGAUGCAGAUCCCAUGGAGCAUACACUUCGCGUUUACUGUUAUAUAAAGUUUGGAAGUAAGAAGCUUGAGACAUUGAAUAUUGAGGCAGAACUCUAUUGACGAGGCACGAAUUCGAUUAUUUUGCUGGUUACUGUUUUCUAACCAUCUCAUGGAAUGAUUGUAACAGUGCAAUAUAUACCUGUCAAUUAUGAAAAUCUAGUUUAUUGACGUGCAAAGUAUUUUGUCAGAUAUAAUAUUAUUAGCAUCAUUCCCAACAACAUUCUGUCAUAAUAUAAAAAUACGUCUAAUUUCACUGUUUAACCAAACUUCUGAUGUCAAAGAUAGCCCAUGGAUAAAGGCAAAGUAAUAUUGAUACCAGGAUUACCAGGUUGGGGCUUGACUGACGGGUACUGGGAAAGUGCACUAGACAGUUCCAUUUUCCCCACUAGUCUUUCAGUUUCGUCUGUUGACCCAAGUCCUAUAGCUUCCCAUCACGACAGAGCUUGUGAAAUAUUUGCGCAGAUAACCGGUACGUUGGUGGAUUAUGGAUCAGGACAUUCACAAUUUUUCGGACAUUCCCGCUGGGGUAAGGAUUAUAGUAAAAUACCUCCAGUGUACUUAGAAUGGGGGCCUUCAAAUCCCGUUCACCUUGUGUGUCAUUCUACUGCUAUAAAUACAGCCAGAGUUCUUCAAAGGCUUCUCGAAAUCGAUUUUUGGAAUAAAGGAACCAGUGCUAAGUGGAUUUUGUCAAUUACGUCCAUUAAUGGUGCACUCAAUGAAUGUGCUCUAUCAGAUGUGAUUAACAAAGAAAUUUUACGUCUGAUUAACGGAAAAUUUUUGUGCAAAGAAUGCAAAAAUCUUGGAUGUUCAGCUUGUAUUCAUAUAAAGGUUCAGAAGGCAGCAAAAAUACUUCGUCGAGGUGUCAUAUGGGCAGCCAUGUCAAAACUAAAACUAGACUCUGAACAACUUAAUCGAGCUUUAAACUGGUCCAUAGAUCACUGGGUUUCUGAUACUAGUAAUAGUCUUCAAUUUCUGUCUGGGGAGGAAGUUUUGAACAAGUUGAAUUCUAGUUUGAAGUGUGGAAUGUUUAGUUCGGGUGAUAACAUAAUUUAUGACCAGACGCCGGAGGGUAUUUUAAAGCUUCAAGAAAUUCUCCACAAUUCAUCGAAUAUUAAGGGCUCCUUGAAGUGUGUUCCGGAUUUCAUCUACAAUGAUACAUUUUAUCUUUCUCUAUUUUCCAGUGCAACUAUGUCGUCUACUCUUUACAUACCCUCUGAAAUGUCGCCGAUAUUAUGGCCAUUUUCUGCUAGCCUUUUAGAUAAAACUAAUGACAACUGUCUUGAUGAUCAUACAAAGGAAGCAAUAUAUAAGAUACAGAAAAUAAGCACCGAUGUGGACCCAUUAAGAGACAAUGAUGGUCUGGUUACUGUAAUAAACCAGUGUAUACCGCGUGGAGCUGAAUCAUUUGUUGAAGUGUUUCCAAAACAAGAAUGUUUGUUGUCACUUCAUGAAAGUAUAAAGCCCGGAGUAUGGUACAUCGACAAUGUAAAUAGAUGGAUCGAUGGAAUUCAGAAAAACGAGUCUCAUCUUGAUGUCGAUUGUGAAAAUACCAGUAAAACCAGUUGCAUAUCUAAUAAAAGAAGGUUCAAAUUUCUGUGGGACCAUUUUGAUGCUUGUUGGUCGAGAACUCUACUCAAAUCAUCUCAGGAACAAGUACCUAUUGAUUUUCAAAGAUCACUUUAUCGUAAUGUAUUUUCAUACAUUUCCUUUGUACACUUUUUCUCUAAUAACUCCUCUAAGUAAAAUAAGCUUUUUAUUACUUAUUUGUGUUCUACUGAUAUAUUUUAUCUAACCAAAGGUUCUUUCUCCAAAAGUAGUUUACGAGCGACCUGAAUUUAUUGAAUCAUGACUAAAACGCACAAUACACGGUAUAUAAAAAGAUGGAAUUUAUAUACUAAUUUUUGGACUAUUUUGAUAAUAAUAUAUUUGUUGAAAACAUAUUGUCUUUGACUGCAUUUCGACUUUUAACUAAUUCGAACUUAAGCUGUUCAGGUAUAUUGAGUGUUAUUUUUCCUGGCUUUUGAUAUUAUAAUCGACUUUGUGCUUCUAUUUUUUGUAAGAACUAACAUUUAUAAGUGUACCAUACGUUAUUUCAUGAUACAAGAAUUUGAAACAGCACGAAAAGCGAAGUCGAAAAGGAAGAAUUCAUAGAAACGGACAGGGAUAUAAACAUAAAUGGUCAAUGAGGAAUUUAAUGUGGAGUAGUGAAGAACUCAGAUACUAAUAAAUAUAAAGAGAUAAUGUAGCUGACUCGUGGAUUUGAAAUAACACGAAAUUUAUUAUUCUAUAUGAUACAAAAGGGGAUAAGUACGACCGGUUAAGAUAUUUUUUGGUUUUUUUUAAUAGUCUUUCCAGGAAUCGAUUCAUUAUAUGCUUUAUACAGUAAACGGAAAACUCAUGUGUGUUAACCUAAUAUAAAUGAACUUCAUAUGCCUAGUUUAAUAUCCUAUUAGCUGGUUUUUGCUUCCAAUAACGUCAUAACAGACGUUCCAAAUUAGGAUAAACUGUUAUUUAGACUGUUACAUUUUUCAAAUGAAUGACUCAUUGAGGGUUCAUGCUCCCAUUUCGUUACCUGCGUUUUUAAUUUUAAAGUGCACCUUACUCAUGUCUUUCACCACAAGUAAUCAAUGUCUAAAAAUAUCUACUAUUGAAUACCUAUUUUCUACGCAAAGUGCCUAACAUCAUUUCUCAAUUUCCAAGACAGUAGUUUAUAACAAAGUAGCCUAGAACAAAUAAUACUAUCACUCAGAUGGGUAUUGGAAUAUCUAGCUGGAAUCCAGAACUGAAGUAAUUAUCAAGUACCAGUAAGGAGCGGCUUAAAGCUAUAGAUUUUUUAUAAAGUAGAUUGAAACAUUUAUUGUAUAUUAAUGCAUAAUCUCUAUAAAGCUCCAAAAUAGUUCCAUUUUUCUAACCUAUCGACAAGUAAAUGGUUCAAUUGGGAAGAUUUUGAAGGCUCAGUUGCAUUUAUAUUUUUGAUUAUACUAACUCUGAGAAUAUAAUUUUAUUCGGUUGUGAAUAGUUGACUAGUUAUUUAUAACACUUACUAUAUGAGAUAAAACCGUUGGACCAAUCUACCAAGCUAUUCCAUUUCCUACAUGCCGUUUAUUUUGAACAUUUCAUGGCAAUUGUGAACCAACUAUCAGAUAUAUUUUCCAUUUAAAUACACUUUAGUGAGUAGAAAAAGUUUAUAUCUACUCCAGACUAGUUUACCAAUCAGAUGUACUUAUUUAUGUUUAUUUUAUUAUUUGGAAAUAAAAACUAGUAAGAUUACUUCCCUCUUUUCAUAAAGUUAGUGGAUGUAUGUAUGUGCAGUGCUCAGUACAGAAUGUCUGAUUUUCGUGUCUGUUCACUUAUCGUGUUGAUUAUAAUUAUGAAAAUCGCAGAUAACACCUUGGAUUGAAUGUUGAUACACAUAAUUGUAGUGUCAAUCUAUUUUUGAAAUGUUUUUGUCCCUUAGAACAUAUAUCGCCGAAAAUAGACAUACUAAGUAACAGUAAGAUGAAAGUGUGAAAACAUUUAUUUGGAUUACUCCUAGUUGUUUUCGUACAUAGUUUAUAACAUCGGCAAAAUAUUAAAGAACUAAUAGAAAUCCACAGCUACUGAGUACAUGUAAUGCCUUAUCUUUGGCUAGAUGCUUUUCAUUCAUCGUUGCAAGUCAUUUGGUGAACAUAGGAACCUUGUUAACUAAGAGGAAGUGAUUGUAAUUAUAACUUAAGAACUUGAUCAAUAAAACCUCGAAAAUAUAUAAACUUUAUUAAAUUCAUCUUAUAUUUGAUUCAGUAUAUUCAAACUCUAGAGAACCGCAAAGAAAUUUUGAAUGCUAUGCACUCUUGUUAACCUCUUUGCAUAUUGAAUAAUGCUUCUUGAAUAAACGUAAGAGUAUCAAAUAAUUAUAUAGGUUUAUAUCCCAGUAUAUGGAAUAAAACCACUCCCUUUUCUUUUCCUUAUGUUGCUGAAAAACAGACUCAUUUUUGAUCCCUUGGACAUUUUUGCAUCACACGGCCAUCUGUGCAAAUUAUUCACACCGUCUUGGUUUGGUGUUCAAAUAUAUCUGUUAUGGCCACCCAGUUCAAAUAUGUGGGCUGAAAACCCCGUUUAUUCGGGUCGACAAUGCCGUAGACGUUGGCUAGCAGGUGUGAAAACUGAUGACAUCAGCAAAGUCCUCCUGUCAGCCGUACUGGAGUGUGAUAGCAGUGAACCUUUCGUUUCAGAUAGCGAGCAUCUACGGCAGUGCUUCUUACAGCUAAGGGAGAUGGAAACUUUCAGUUCUAAUAAAGACACACCUCACUUUGCUUCGUGAAUCCCCAUCGCCCACGGAGGUAACAAAUUAAAACCUACUUAUAGAAGUACCAUAUAUGGUCAGUUGCGGUCAACUGUCCCUUGAGCACCACGGUGAAGCUCUCAUGUUUCCGACACCACUACUAAACUGAUUUCCUUUUCAAAUCCUCUGGGACAAAGUUCCUUUCAACGGUGUGAGCGGUCAGGAAGUGACAAUCGCCAUCAUAUCUUUAACAGCACCUAAAGUAGCCUUGUUUGCAACUAAGUUCCUUCCUUGUUCACUUUAAAAUCAGUUGAUCUAUUUACGACCUAAAAUAAACCCCCUCAAUAUCAAUUUUUAUGUUUAAUUAUUCUUCUAAAUUUAGUUGACCCAAACAGGUAUGUAAUAAUUUAUAAUUUUAAGUCAUAGAAGUGUCAUAUUAUAAAGAAUGAUAAUCUGAUUUCAUAUAACACUAAGAAAUCAAAUAUUAUUAGUAACUCUAAACAGUUAUUAUUAAAAAUAGUGUAAUCAUUGAUAUUUCAUUCAUAGCGUAGACAUGAAAGUUGUAGAUAAUGGUUGGAUUUUGGAAAUGUCCUUACUUAAUAGUCACAGCUUAGUGUAGCAUUUGCUCCUGACUGAUAAUUUCACAGAUAUCGCUCCCUUGAUCACCAGAUAAAAUGACCUAUGAUAACAAAGAAUUGCAGUCCCUUUAAUUGCAACUUUUAACUGUUCCAUAUGAUGUAUUUUGGGAGUGUUUCUUGGUAAAUCAUGCCUAAUCGAUAGAGAAUAAAAUGGUGUGAUAAAUAGUAUAGCCAUGGAUGUAUGAUAUUACUUUUAUCCUAUUCAAAUGCAUGAAGGUUCGAUUACUCUAGGGUUAAAACAAACUUUUUUGAAUUAGAUACAAGUACUUUAGAAACAUGGUACAAAACUAAAAAAAAACACUGAAUAUCAAAAAAUUCAUACUAUUACAACUUCAAAAAGCUAACUAAAAUCCUAUAAUCACUCAAAACAACUACAGCCUGUUCGAAAUAUUUAAUUUUUUAUUACUUCGAUAAUCAGUGUUAACUAGACUGGAAGGAGGGGCUGAAUGAUUUAUUUGAACGCUAUUUUAAUUUCUGAGAUUAUUUCAAAUACAAUUUUUACAUUCAACGCUAUUUCACUCCUUACAAAUGCUUAUUUCAAGAAAACAGUAAACUUUUUGUGUAAAAGGUAAACCGUACUAUUUUGAACAAUUCGACCCGUGAUUUCAACAUUUAAUUCAGAUUUAGUAAAGAAUUUACACGAGAAAGAGCAAUAGGCUAGUCAUAAGGGUUUCUGUUAGUAAACUACUUCAUAAUUAAAUCUAAGCAUACCGUACUUUAUUUUUGUGAUUGAGUGAUCUCAUCUAUACAUGAGGUCUAUGAGUAAUGUUCUCAUUAUCUGUGAUUGUUAAAGCUGCAAUUGUAUUAUUAUUCUUGAGUCCCUUAAGUAUUAUAUGCCGACAAAAUUUAUACUAGAAUUGGGGAGUGACUAGGAAUUUCACUUUCUAGAUACUUUGUUAGGAAAAAUCUAGGUUAGAAUAUUCAGACAACAGUUUACUCUGGUAUUUCUGAAUUUAUGCUUUAGUAAGUAUAAAACGGAACAUAAAUCACUUGUUAUUCUUGACAGUAUAAUUGAAUUGGUCUGGUCGUACAACCAACGGUAAAUUGAAGGAACCAGAAAAAGUACCUAUCAAAAAUAAAUGCUCCCUUAGAUUCACUAAUAAGAAUUGGUAACCAUAACAGUUUCUUCUCUGCAAAACCAAUAGGGACUAUUUAAUAGAGAACCAAACUUUGGAUUUUUCAUAAUAAUGAUGUUAAAACGAUUGGUAAUAUUAAAGGCGAGUUUAAAGUACCUGAUGAAAGUAAACUGAUUGUACACCGACCAAUUAGGAGAGACUUUUUGUUGCUUAUAAAGAAUUAUUAGAUUGAUUGGUAGGUACAUUAAAUAUUGUUACACAAGUAAUUGUAUUUUAUGAGAUAAAAUAUAUGAAUCAGCUCCUUCACUUGUGAUAUUGUCAACAACAAAAGAACAUUACUCUCCAUAACAAGAUACUACCAAUUAUCUGUUAGGUAAUAGACAGAAUGUCUAUUUUCACUUAGUGUUCUUUACUUGUAUCUUCCCAUUGUUAUUUAGGACUGCAAUUGAUCAGUCUCUUGUUGGCAUAUGUGCUUCCUGUGCGGACUGCCUCGAUAUUGCCUGAAGUUACAAGCUUUAUAAGCAAAGAUGGAUAGCGUCUAGCGAUAGGAUCCAUGACGCGUGUUUCGUCCUAUUUGGGACUCGUCAGCUGGAUGUACCUGCAUCCCAGAGUUGAUGCUCACUCCGGGACUCAAACUCAGUACCGUGCUGAUCAAUUACAGUCCUAAAUAACGAUGGAAAGAUAAAAGUAAAACAACACCCGGUGAAUUUAAACUUCACCCUGUUGCACAUGCAGGUGGCCAUCAGGACUCAGGAGCUAAGUAGAUAACGUGAUGGCGUUCGAAGCGAAUGGUACUGGGUCCGAGUCUCAGAGUGAACAUUAGUUCUGGAAUCCAGGCACAUUCGGCUGACGAGUCUCAAGAUAGUACGAAACGCGAGUCCUGGAUCCUACUACUAGACACUAUCCAUCUUUGCUUAUAAAAAAUGUCUAUUGUUAUCAUUUAGAAAGAUACAAAAAUAUCGAUCGACCUGAUCAAACCAGAAAACUUCAACUUUGAAUUUAGUAAUGAUUUAAUAAAUCAAGUGUCUUGACGAAUAAAAUACAUGUUUUUUUAUAAAAAAACGUUGGUGACUAACAAAAUUUGAGCAGAAUAUCCUUUGAAAAAAAACAUUGUUUCAUAUAGUUAACAUAAUUAUCAUUAAAAUUACUUAAUUGACAUUAUGAUAUUAUAUUGGCAACUACUCAGUAAGUUCCACAAAAUCAAUCCUAAAAUAAACUAGAACUAAUUUUUGUCAAUACUACUACUACUACUACUACUACUACUACUACUAAUAAUAAUAAUAAUAAUAAUAAUAAUAAUAAUAGGCACUUUUUUUGCACUUACUGAAUGUACUUUUUGUAAUUACAUUACGUUAUAUAGAGACUUGACUAAAUGGAUGGUUAUCUUUAAUUGAUGAUAAGUAUAUUGAAUUACCAAAUAAUUUAUAAAUUUACAUUAGAAUAUGAGUUUUAUUUUGUUAACAAAUUACGUAUCAUUUUAAAUUCUAUAAAAUAAUUGUAAUUUAACAUAAAUCUAAUAGAAGACAUUAUCAAGCUAUAAUAACAUAUUAACCACUUUGAAAUAAACAAUUUCUUCUUCAAAUGCUGGGAAAAGAACCAUUGUUUCGUUGAAGAAGAAGAAGGAGAACAGAAGAAAGGAAAGUAUCACUGGACUGAGCACAUAAUACCGUGAAACACUAAAAGAAUUUUUGAACGUAGUUUACAACUCGUUGAAAGUUUUUACGUAUACACGUUUAUGUUUACAUCAAUCUCCCAACAACGUAAUUCAUCCGAACGGGAAGAACUCAAUUCUCCAAUUCCUGAAUAUUAUUUUCACAUAGGAGAAUACUUACUUACUUACGCCUGUUGCCCCACAUCGUGGAGAAGCAUGGGCUCACCAUUAGCAUUUUCCAUCCAACUCUGUCCUGGGAAAUCUUUUCCAAUUGGUUGCAGUUGCUAUUCAUCCUUUUCAUGUCUGCUUCCAAUUCGCAACACAGUGUGUUCAUUGAUCUCCCUCUUUUCCGUUUCCCUUCAGGAUUCCAUGUUACGGCUUGCCUCAUGAUGUUGUUUGAUAUAAUGUAUGUAAUGUAUGUCCUAUCCACUUCCAACGUCUUCCCCUAAUUUCCUCUUCAAAUGGGAGCUGGUUUGUUCUCUCCUUCUAAGAUAUUCUGUAAUUUUAUGUUCAAAUACAUUCGAUUGUUUCCACUUGUGUUCUUGUUCACUGCACUAGUUUAUCUCAGACUUUUUACUCAAUUUCUUCAGUCUGUACCGAGAUUUUAUCGCCUGAAGUUAAAUAAUAACUUUUUGUAUUAUAAGUGUUCAGGAGCCUACAGGUUUUGUAGAUAACUUCUAUAUUCCCUUACGAUACGUUACUGAGUGGGGCCUGACGAUAGAAAAACCACUUAUCUCUAUGUCCUAACGUCUCGCUCGAUAGCAGAAAGUUUAUGUAGUAUUUUUUUUAUGAUUAAAACUUAUUACUGAGCUAAAAUAUAACUACUGAUAUACAUUUUCAACUAGCAUGAAACUACGGUGGAAAAUGAUUGAAUAAUAUCCAUUAAUCUCUAAAUUGGUUAAUCCUUACAAUUUAACUUUUUAUGUAGAUGAAUUGUGAGUUUUAAGUUCACUAAACCUUGGAGAAGUUAUUGUAACCAAAUAUCACAAACCAGAAUUUAUUUAAGCGAAUAAAAGCUUGAAUAAUCUAAGGCUAUCACAAAGGCUCCCUGCAGAUUUCAAUUUACUAUUACAUUCAACUUGAAUCUUUCUAAUCCACAUUAAAAGUUAAUGUCAUCCAUCAUUUGAAUAACAACUCUUUUUAUGACAAUCUUCAUUACAUCUCUUUCAUCAGUUUUAGUGUACUAUUUCAUAGUUCUUGUCUGUAUUUUUAACUUUUCAUCAUAAUUGUUUAAAAGGUUAAAUGUCUGAAAUUGUAAUUUCAUUGUUCACUUGAAAAUAAAAAUAAUAAAAUUAGUUUCAGAAGAGAGGUUUGUGGAGAUUUUAGUAAUUUCAAUAGUUGAAAUCAUAAGUCAAUUGAAGCUAGACUACCAUGGAAAACCUGGAAGUACUGGACGGCCGUUUCAUCCUAGUGUGGAGCUCCUCAGCAAUGCGCAUCCACGAUUUCGCCCUGCUGGAUUCAAACCUAGGACCACAGAACCUUAACCUCUAGACCGCUGAGUCGACAUCCAACCGUGUUAAUAUCUAACUUCAACCGAUUCACGAAACUGCACCACCGUCCACUAUUGUUUUAGUUUCAUUGUAUAUCUUCCUAUUAUUAAUAUCACUAUCAAAACAAAGAUACUUAAAAAUUAUUAUUUUAUAAAAAGGGGACUUUUCACUAUCUAUUCAAACCAUAAACUUAAUCACUAGAAUUACCAUCCAUACUUAUUACAUACCGCUCUAUAUCAUUAAUUUACUUGGUAGUAUCUCUUGUAUUUAUAUGUAUAUAUUUAGACAUAACAGACUUUUGUGUAGGACGGAACAGUAUAGAGAAUUUUAAUUUUACGAGCAUAGUCUGUUUGGUAUUUCUGUCUAUCACCAUAGUAUAUUGUUUGAGAAAGGAUUGUCUUUAUUAUACGCAUAGUUCCCUUUUGAAAAGAGCUCUUUUUGUCUUGAUUAUAUUGGAUAUAUUGUAAAAUAAAUUAUUUUAGGAAUAAAACAGUAAUUGAAUUGUACAUAGGACUAUGAUUUGUAUAGGACAACUUUUCUUGACAUUAUUUAUGGUUUUAUAAACCUGACAAUUAUUUAUGUUACAAUAAAAACCAUUUUAUAGCUAGUCUAUUGUUUAGAAGACAAUAAACCUUUUUUUAACAAUUUAGUCAGACUACUUUUAAAAAAUGAGUAACAUAAAACAUCACGGUGUAAUUUUAAUUUCUAAUUCCUAUAAAAAUUUGAUGAGUUUAAUCAAUUAUUUCCUUGAAAUUUAGAUUUAUCAUAUAGUAAAUAAGCAGUUGACAUGGUUAUUUUCAUGGAUAACAUUCAAACUACACAUCUAAAUGCUCUACUUGUAAGGUUCUAAAUAUUAUUUCAUACACAUAGUUCCCUUAAUUAUCUUAAAAAAAGCUUAUUCAACUUAAAUUCAAAAGUGAUAUCACAAUGUCAAUCAAUAUGAGACUAAAAGCUGCAUUGACAAGAACUUAUCUUGCAGCUUAAAUGAUUGUUUUGUCCAAAAUAACAUGUUCUUUAACACAAUCGGAGGUCGAUAGGUAUCCUUUUCAUGUUACCACUAAUUGUGUAUAUAAAUUUACAUGUAUCUGUCAAAGCAGUUACAUUUAUAGAACAGGAAGGAGAGUCUUCAUUCGACCCAAAGGACAAACCCCUGUCUGGGGCUCGUCAGCCGGACAUACCUGUAUGAGUUGACGUUCACUACGGGAGUCGAACCCACUACAUUCUGUCACAAACACUACCGCGUUACCCACCUAGCUACUGAGUCAUGAUAGCUAUCUGCUUGUGUAAUUGGGUGAAGUCUGAAUUCACUUGGUGCUGUUUACUUGAAUCUUCCCAUUGCUGUUUACUUUAUCAUAAUAAAAAAUUAUAUCAUUUUUCAUCAAAAGUCACUAAAUGAUUAUUUAAACCAAAUAUUUUUUUUGCUUUUCGUGGGAACGUUUUAGGAAAAAAAGAGUAUCACUUCAAAGC
Messenger RNA from Schistosoma haematobium, 11454 nucleotides. RefSeq lists its product as uncharacterized. NCBI's taxonomy places the organism in Eukaryota, Metazoa, Platyhelminthes, Trematoda, Strigeidida, Schistosomatidae. The record is from RefSeq and is a predicted model, not a curated record. The transcript has 4 exons. Bases 1160 to 2614 code for a protein of 484 amino acids.